Molecule: messenger RNA, 12084 nt
Organism: Cinara cedri
Lineage: Eukaryota; Metazoa; Arthropoda; Insecta; Hemiptera; Aphididae
Source: the annotation of a GenBank genome assembly
CGGUAACGAUAUUUGAAGAACUGUCGAUUGCCGUUGAACGUAAAUAAUUCCAUUUGACGUUUAACCGGGACUCACCGUCGUGUCGUUUUACUCGAGCUCUUUUUGCCACCGGUACCGUUUCGGAAACACGACAAAACAUGAUCGGCAACGUAAGUAUAUUCGGAUUUUGUUGUUGCUGUUCUUUUUUCAACUUCGAAAGCCGUUUAGACCUGUAUUGUUGCAUCACACACGUCUCCCUGUCUUUUUCUGUUCAGCGCUACGUUUCUUUUAGAACUUUUCACUUCUAUAGUAUAUUGUUACAUCUUCCGCGACUUUAUCAAACCAUCGUUGCAUGAUUUCACCUAUAAGAUAAUUUUUCCUUGUAGUUUGGUUUUCGUCACACAAUACACGUACAAUAUUAUGUUUAUGUAUACAUCAGACAUGGAAGACCGUGGACAUUUUCGAAGAGGUGUUGUGUGAAGGCGACUUUAAACGAAAAGCCGCAGCAAUUCCCGUCUAAAUUAUACUUCCGUUAUUCCGAUACUAUCUUUGGUUUCUAACUUUUAAAAAUUCAGAAUUUACCAACUUUAUUUAACUGCGUUUGUUUUAGAUCAUAUUUAAUUAAUACGUGAAUAAUAAUUAUUGUAUAUAUUUAUAUACAGAGUGAUCAAUAUAAAGUAAGGCACUAAUUAUUUCGGAGAGUAUUAACUUUGGUUUUUUAGAAUAUUUAACUUUGAAAAAAGGAAGCACUAAAUGUUGCAUUACUCUUUUUCGUCACGCUUGAAUGAAUGUAACCAUUAAAUACUUUUGAUUUUCAAAUACAACCAAUAUCAAAUAUUCCAUACAAAUAAUUGGCGUAUUAGUUUAAAUCAAUUUCGAUGUUAACAUUUCUGAUAUCCGUCAACCUGUUGAUGAGAUACAUAUAAGUAUGGGUUGUCAUUUGUAAAUCAAAAGUAUGAUGUAAUGGUUGCACCUCUUAAAAUAAGAGCAAUAAAAAAUAGCCGUAAUGUAACAUUUGAGAGAUAUUUAUUUCUUUAUUGACUCAGAACACGAAUUCUGAAAAAAAAAAAAAUUAUACUUCUCGAGAUAAUUAGUGUCUUAUGUUUAUGCCGAUCACCCUAUAGGUACUUAAAAAUUUGUAAAUUUUUAAUAUUUUUACAUUUGCAGAAAAUGAUUUGUAUAAUUUUAAACGUUAGCCAUUAAUUGAGAUAUUCAAACGGAAAAUUAGUGUUGCGAAUGAGGCGAAAGUGUUACGACGGACGAGUGGAGUAGCUAUAGAUACGAUAAGAACAAAAAUAUACGAGUUACUCUACUCUCGAACAAAAUAUAAACAAAAUAAAGCUCACUAUUAACAAAGAUACUAAAAUGUUAUUGUUCAGAAUUUAUUGACUAUAACUGUUACUGGCACGUAUAACUUACUGUGUGGUACAGUGCAUGUAUAAACGAUAUAAUAAUGAUAUAAUACUUUUACUGAACUCAAUGCGUGUAUACUUUUCAAUGUUUCCAAAAAUACGCAGUUUACUACGUUCAUAUAAAUAUUCCCAAAAUGAGAGAGAGUUGUACUCUCGGAACUAUUGGUUUUAGUUUUUUGUAUUUAACACGUUAAAUGAAAGAGCUCAAGCCUCUUUAGUCUUUUUUCUGAGUACGCUAUUGAUCGAAACACUACUAUUCGGGACUGAAUAUUGUAUUCAAUUUUAGAUUCUGAACUUAGCGAGGAAUGCAUAUUGGUUUUACUUUUCAUCUUGUUUAUCUCCACGGGUUAUAUUAUAUAUUGUGAGUUUUAUUAGAAAUUAUUACACAGUCAGUAAAGAACCACAUUUUUACUAAAUACUUACAUUCUGGACGUGACGAAAUGUUUAAAAAAUUCUGAAGAUUUUCGAACUGACUAUAGCGACUAGACAUUUUCCAUUUUUUUUUUUUAGUUUUAUUUGGCUAAAACAAAAAAAAUAAUAGAAAUAUGUAUUGCAUAAAUUUGUCUGUUUUCCCAAAACAAUAGCCUCCUCAAUUUACCAAUUGGACAAAAUUUGAUACCAGAAAUUACCAGAAAUUACCCUUGAAGUUGAUAAUCGGAACACGAUUUCUGGUAGAAAAGUUGAAAACGGAAACAGAAAAAAAAAACACAUCGUUAUAAAACCAAUGCAUUCGCGGCUACGUUCAGAGUUGGUUUUCGUUUGCUACUAUCGUUACGUACAGAUAUAAAUUGAAUAAUUAUUCUAUACUUCCUACCUUUCUAAAACUCCACUAACAACAGUGGCUUAUCGAUGAGCAGUAUUCUGAACGAGAAGCGUAGCGACAUUGCACCAAACACCCGAAAUACAUACUGUCUAUUUUUUUUGAAUACAUUUUGUGUUUUAAAUAUUCGUUUGUGCUUCCAAAAAUGCAGACGCAGACGCUCUACCGGACGCUGUGCCGGAAGAAAAUAUUCACCGCAGAAGAAACGGAACCGGGAAAAGAAAAGUUAAGACGGGUACUGAACGUGUUCGAUCUGAUCGCGUUGGGCGUGGGUUCGACAUUGGGCAGUGGCAUUUAUGUUUUGGCGGGAACAGUGGCGAAAUCGAUUGCCGGUCCCGCGGUCGUGCUAUCAUUCGUCGUGGCCGCUAUCGUGUCGUCGUUUUCAGGUAAGUGUAUAAUCGUGAAAAGCGACGUAGGUACUUGGGAGAGUGGACGAUCGAAGGAAAAGUAUUCCGGAGUUCUGAAUUCGUUUUCGCCAGGUUUCUGUAAACAGCGAAUAGAAAUUUCAGGUAUCAAUUGAUAAUGUAGUAGAUCAAGUUCGUAUGUAAAAUAGUUUAUUAUAGUAUUAUUAUAUAUUACCGUAUAGGUAAUACAUAAAAUAAUGUAUGCAUAUGCAUUUUUUAGGAGUCUGUUACGCUGAAUUCGCCGGCCGAGUACCUAAAGCCGGAUCUGCUUAUAUUUAUAGUUACGUGACUGUCGGGGAGUUUAUCGCGUUUGUCAUUGGCUGGAAUUUGUUCAUCGAUAAUACAAUAGGUAACUAUUUUUUGCAAAUUUAAUGUCAUGCAAUAUAAUAAUGUAGCUGAGGCAUUUUAUAGACCAUUCAAAUGUAUUAUUGUAGUGAUAAAAUACUGACUUCAUUACACCUAUCUUGUCCUCAACUAUCUUUUUGUCGUCCACUAUGCCCAGCAUCCUUACAUUUUCCCUUACUCUGUUCGAACAUUUUUGUUUGGACGUUCUUUUGGCCUUUUGGUAUCUGGUCUUGUUAUUUAUCUAAGUUAGAGACGAAUUGAAAUAUUUAAUUUGGGGGCUUAAGUAGUAUAAAAUAAUACCUACCUAUCGUCAUCUCAUCUCACCCACCGAUUCUAAAACAACCCAAACUUCUUUUUGUUGUUUUUGAAAAAAAAAAAAAAAAACCACUUACUCAAAAUCAAACAAACAAUAGCUGUAUUUUAAAUUGUGCAUCAUCUAAGAAUAAGAUUAAUGAUUUAACUAAUAGUAAUCGUUAAAUGUUUCUGAUAAUUUUGAACUAUUGGCUGUGAAAUUAUUAUUAUCUCUCGAACUUUGCUUUUGUGUGGUUUACGAUUUUGUUGACAUUUAAAUGACUUAACACUCAUCUAGCCAAAACUUUUAGCAGUUUAGUGAAUAGUGCUAAACUAUCAAAUAAACUAUCAAAAUUGAAAUGUGAACUAUCAAAACUAUAUCCAAAUCGCCUCUAGUCAAAGUAAUCCUAUUCCGAUCUCCCUUGUGGAAACUUCAAACAUGUUCUGUUCAUUUCUGUCUAAUGCUUUUUGAACUCCUAUUAUUCCUGCCUCUCCGUAUUGUCACUCCAUCUCCUUAAUUUAUUCUUAUCCUCUAAUCCACAUUGUCAUUUUUAACUACUAUAUAAUUGAUAAAGAAAACAUGUUGUUCUUUUUCAUGGGUAAAAAAACAAGUGAAUAUUGAAUGCAUGUUAUUAUUUAUUUAUUUUAAUUACAACGAUUGCGAUACAAACCAAAAGCAUUGGGUAUUAUGAUAUUUCUCCAGGUACAGCUGCAGCUGGCAAAGCUAUGGCUAAUUAUCUGGACGCUCUACUUGGGGAUCCUCAAAAAACAUUGAUGCAAAAAUAUUACCCAAUUCACUUAGACUAUAUGGGCGAAUAUCCAGACGUUGCGGCGUUUGUAUUCGUCAUGGCAGUAACGGGUAAAUACGAAAUAAUAUUAAAUUGUAUUGAAAACUAUAUUGAAAAAAUGUACUUGCAUCGUAUAUUUAUUUUUGGAUUUCUGAUGGUUAAAAAAUCUUUUCUGUUAGUUUUCAUAUUAGUUAGUUAUUAUAAUUAUGUAUCUACUGUACAUUUUCAGUUGUUUUGGCUUGGGGCGUUCGACAGUCUUCAGCUCUCAGUAGCGUGUUUACUACGUUAAACAUACUGACCGUAGGCACGGUGAUUGUCAGCGGAUUUUAUUUUGGUACGUUUACACAAUCAAAUAUUAGUAAAUGUUGACAUUUUUUUUUUUUUAGUAUAAAAUUGGUACAUACGAAAUUAUUCGUUUUCAUUGAUAUUUUUAACAAUGUAUACAUUAUAUAUAGUAUAAUAUGCAAGGUUAGAAAAAAUAUAGUGCAUUCAAAGACACCUGUCGUUAAAUAACGCAUACAAUCUCUCAAAUUUUGACAACAACUCUUGCGAUCGUUUCAGCCAAUCCAUCCAACUGGUUCAUUCGAGAAAACGAAAUUCCGGCCGGAGCUGCCGGCGGUGAUGGCGGUUUUUUGCCGUUUGGCUGGACGGGAGUGUUGGUCGGAGCCGCCAGAUGUUUUUACGGAUACAUCGGAUUCGAAUCGAUAGCCACGACCGGUUUAAAUUAUUUUUAUAUAUUUUUAAAAAUUAUGUCUGUUUUCAAAGGGAGGCUAUAAAAAUGCGAAAAAUAAUUCAACGGAAUGUAAAUUUGCGGAAAGUAAAAUGACGGAACGUUAUAUCUUGGACCGUAAUGCCCCGGUGCGUAAAGUGGCGGAAUAUAAAAUUUCGGACUGCCAUAUCCCGGACCGUGAAAACUCGGAACGUAACAUAACGGAAUGUUAUAGUGUGGAACGUAAAAUACCGGAACGUAAUAUUACGGAAAAAUAAUAAUUGGUACAUAAACUAUUAAACGCUAAUCGUCGCUUUAGUCCACUAGGAUCACCAUCGCUGUUCUAAGUUAACGGCGGGCUAUUUGAAGCCAUGCCGAGAAUUGCGGUGAUGUUUGCAUUGGCGUUGAAUAUUUUCUAUGUUAAUUGUGUACCUUAUUAAUAUUAAUUUUGCAUUGAUAUUAUAUGACUUUGAAAGUAUUUUUUUUUCGAUUAAGCCUUGCCUGUCAUCUCCCUAAUUGAACUUAUGAAUUUAUUACGUAAAAAAUCAAAACAUUUCUAGACUUAAAAAUGGUUUAAUUUUUUUAAUGUUUAUAUUGUAUGGUUAAAAACCAUUAUUUUUAAUAAUGUGCACAAUUUCAGAUCUUAAACUAAAUAGGAAGGUACUUAAAUAACCCCAAAAAUGUAUUUUAAAUUUAUCAAAAAGUCAUGUUCGGAGGGAUCCUUUAUGCCUUCUAUUUAAGAUAAAAUUAUGUGUUUCCAACUGUCGUUUAUUUUGCCGAUAAUAAAUUAUUCAUAGGAGAUUUAGAAAAAAAAACCAAAGUUGAUUCGACCGUUGCGUAAUUAGAUAUACCUAUGUUGAGAAUCAUUGGUUUAUGGUAUUUUAAAUUCCGUAAUUUUACUUUCCGCAAAACUACGGCCCGUGAUUGUUACGUUCUUGAAUAACACAGUCCAGAGUAUUACUAUCCGUGAUAUUAAAUUCCACAUUUUUCUGUUUCCGUAAUUAUACGUUCUACAAAACUAUGGUUUGAAUAAUUAAAUUCCGUUAUUUUACGUUCCACAGUAUUACGGCCCGUCACUUUACUUUCCGUAUUUUUUAUCGUUCCGGUCAAUUAUUUUCCGUAUAUAUACAGCCUAACUUUUUAAAGUAUACAGUAACAACUUUCCUAUAUUUUUUUCCACGUCACGUCACGUUCGUACAUUUAGGCGAUGAGACCAAAAAUCCAAACAAGACAAUUCCUCUGGCAAUUCUAUUUACACUUUUAUUCACCACUUUGGCGUACGCGGGCGUAGCGUCGGUACUGACUCUUAUGUGGCCGUAUUAUGAUCAAGUAAUUAAUACGAUAAUAGCAUUUUCCGAUAUUUCCAAACGAAAAACCCAUCGGAACCGCCCAUCUCUUACGGCACUCGAUCGAGAUAUUGUAUUUAUUAUUUUAGGAUCCGGAUGCUCCGUUGCCGGUCAUUUACAGCAACUUAGGGAUGCCCGUAAUUAAAUACAUGGUUAGCUGCGGAGCGGUAUUCGCUUUGCUCACGACGUACGUGGUUAUUAUUGUUAUUCAUUUUUUGUUUUAGUUUUGAUUUUCUAUUGACUGUCGAUAUUUUGUUUUUCGGCAUUUAGUUUGUUGGGCUGUUUAUUUCCGACGCCACGAAUUUUGUAUGCCAUGUCCAGCGACGGUCUUCUGUUUGAAUUUUUGUCAAACGUCAACGAAAAAACCCGGACGCCAAUCACCGCCACGUUGAUAUGCGGAUUCGCCUCCGGUAAAACUCUUUCGUGCCGUUUUACUAUUUCAUAUAGGUUAGUGUUGUAAUCAGUGGCGGCCUGUUGAUAAAUACUCUGGGAGACUACAAAUGUUUAAAACUACCUACCUAUUUAUUAUAGCUACUAGUACUUUAAAUUUUUUAAAACUAUUGACUAACGAAAAGUUCAACACCUCGGCUUUUGGAUUCAUUUGUUAGGGGUUACACUUAAAUAAAUUAUUAAUAAACAAUAUAAUAAUAAUAAAACAGUGUUUUACAAAGUCCUAUUGUUAAACAUAUAUGUAAGACCUGGGCGAUAACAAAAGACGAAAAAUCAAAAUUCCAAAUAUUUGAGAAGGAAUUGCUAAAGAAGAUAACAAUAUACAGAUUCACACUAAAUCCGGUGUCAGAAAGUUAUGAAAAAAAGAAAAAUGACGAACUCAAAAGCAUUUUCAAAAGAUCAAACAUACAAACAUUUCUGAAAACUAAAAUUUUUUGGUUGGCCAUGUAUGGUGAACAAUGGCUAAGCGAAUCCAUUCGAUUUUAAUUAAUAAACUCAGAAAACAGAGACCAGGAGGGUUUGAACAAAUUUGUAUUCUUUAUAGAUUAUUAUAGUUAUAAGUGGACUUUCUUGUGAUUUUUUUGAGGUUGAAAUUUAGUGUUAAAAUUUUCUGUGGCGAACUUCCACUAGUUGGUCAUAAUAAUACUAUAAAAUUGACUGAUCGACUUACCCGCAGCCAUACUAUCAUCCAUAUUCGACAUCGAACAACUCGUCGAGAUGUCGUCUAUCGGUACGCUGAUAUCUUAUUCGAUCGUUUGCAUUUGCAUAUUGAUACUCAGGUAUAUUCAAUAAUAUUUUCGAAACAAUACGAGACCAUUUAAAUAUAACGUUACAGUCGCUUUUUUUUUUGUAUACAGGUACAAAAAUAAUAGUAGUACGGAUGUUCGGGACGACGAAGACAUAAAUUCCGAGGUGUUAUUUUUCGUCAAAUGGUUCGAUAAUAUAGCGAAUGCGAAAAUACCGAACGCCGAUACACAAUACGUAUCGAGAAUUCUGAUAUUGAUCUACAGUACGUUUUCAAAUACCCCUAAUUAAUAACAAUAUAACAAUUAUAAUAAUGUUUUUUUUUACGCCCCGUACGUACCAAUGUUCGAAGUUUAUGGUUUAUCGUUGUUUACAUAUAUACAUAAAUUUACUUAUAACAGUGGCUAUACCUGACCCCAUUAUCUUAAGACGUUUUUUUAAUCUUUCAAUCUAUUUUUAUUUUAACCUGAAGAAUCAGUUUUUCCUUAUUUUUUUGAAAAUUAAUGAGAAUUUCAAAAAAUUACCUGUUUAAGGAAUACAAUUUCUAGUAGAAAGUGUUCACAUAAAAAAACCAAUAAAAUAAAUAUCAUUGUAAAACCAACUCAUUUCUAGCUCCGUUCAAAAUCUAAAAUAUAUAUAUAUAUAUAUGUAUAUAUAUAUAAUUUUUAAAUUGUUGUAUCUCGGUGGUUAAAAUUUAGGAAAAUUUUUUAUGGUCUUUCUCGUUAAUAAACAUUUUAACAAUAUUUAUAUAAAUUCAAAUAAACUUUUUUACGUCCGCAUAGCCUUAGUUCGAAAGGGCUGCCGCCAAAACGGUCCCGUCAAAAUGGGUAUGCCCAAAUGUCCUACUGCCACUCCGCACUCUCCGUUUAACAUUUUGUUAGUUACUAUAAAUCUCGCGUCUAGUUCUGUAUAUCUCAGUCAUUAUUAACAAUGUAACCACUAGAAAUCGAUGAAAAAUGAUGUCUCAUUAAUCUAGGGUUUGUAAAACAUAUUUUUUUCGAGUUUAAGUUAAAAUAUCCGUUAAAGGCCCUUUAUAUUGUUCGUUAGUCGGACGAAUUUUAUAGUAUGAUUUUGUCAUUUGGGACUCUAUCUUGGCAGAAAACUUUAUUAUGUUUGAACGUGUUUAUUGCAAUCAUUCUGACUGUAAACGUUUUUCCUAGUAUUUUAUUAAUAUUUUACUUAUUGUUAAUUAGGCAUAAAGCCCGUAUCGUGUGUAUAUAAAAUAAAAUAAAAACAAAAUAAUAUUUUGAUUUCUCCACAGCUGUUGUCGCAUUCGUGUUUUGCGUCUGCACAGUAAACGUCGGCAAUUACAAAGGUGUCUAUCAGGUACCAAUAUUGGCCACAAUCAUGUUCACGGUCGCAGUGUUAUUUAUGAUUAUGAUAAUGUUGAACAGACUGCCGCAAUCCAUCGAGAACUUAACGUUUAAGGUAAGGAAAUAAUAUUUUCCGAAAUCGUGUAUAUCGAGUCACUGUGUCCGAUUUGUAUUCGAUUCGGUGUGUACCGACAUACCAACUGACGGUGCCGAUCGACAUUCGUGUAACACAAUUGCCUAUACAUUCGCCGUGCAACACGUUUAUAUUAAUAUUAAAUAUUAUGGCCCGGACUUUAAUGCAAAGUGCAUAAUAUUUUGUUUCUGCGUUUUUCGAUUAAUGUUAUUGGUACUUUAAAAGUGGAGGUUUGCAUUUUUCAAAGUUUUUCACUUUUAGAUAAUUUUCCGAUAAUUUUGUUAGUUUUAAGUACAUAUAUACACAUUAUAUACGAGUUAAUAGUUGAAAUAUUUAUGUAAUUCAAAAUAUAAUCUCAAAAAAGUUCCAUUUUCAUGAAAUUUGCUUUAAUAAGUGUUAACCGUUUCAGGCAUUCUUCAUCAAUACAGUUUGUCAAACGCUAAGUUUAUAAUUUUGAUAACGUCAUUAUCGUAAUAUACCUCCGUAAGGGCUAUGGUGUGCAUUGCCGUGCCCAAACAUUUUCAAUGAGAGAGGAUAUGUAGUAAAUAACGAUCACUUUUUAAAAGUUGGAUCCAAAAGAGCCAAUUCGCAUUCAAUCAAUCAAACAGUUUCCUUAGAAAUUUUGCUGAAAGGUACAUUGUCAAUAUAAUGUUAUUAAAUAAACAUGUGAAGCAUGUUAACUGUUGUAUUGUUGAUUCAAUAUGUUAAGGGUAGGGAUAUAAUCCCUAAACUCCUUUCUUUGCACAAGCCUUUAGCACAAAGUGAUAUGUGUUGUAAUUUAGCUUGCUAAAAUUAAUUACCCUUAAUUUUUAACUUAUAUGAUAGUGUGAUACAUCAAACAUAUUAGUUUUGAGGACGCUGAACUCAAAUUUUGCAUUCGUUUUUAAAUUGACCUGUUAGUUAGGGCGGCUAAGGAAGGUGAUUUUUAAUGUUUUACAUUAUUUGUAUUUUUUAUAAUAAUUAAUGUUUUUAAAGGUUGGUGAAUUCAAAUAUUUUUAUACAGGUUUUAAAUUAACCAUUCAAUUUAGAAAUUGUAUAAAACCGAGGUAGGUAAAGUUGAUACAAAAUUUCCAAAUAAAUAAAUAAAAUUACAUGUUGAUAAUAGUAUUCUAUACUAGCCCAUUCUAUACUUAAAUAUUUGACAGUUACUAGUUUCUACAAAAUAAUAAUGUAAUAUAUUAUACACGUUAAGAAAUAAAUAAAAAAAAAAAAAUGAUAAUAAUUACCACAAUAAAAUAUCGACAAAAUUAAAAUAUAAUACGGUGACUAAUAACGUUUUGUAUUUCGUGAGAUAAUGAGAGAAUUACAAAUUUUUAGUGAAAGAAAAAAAAAACAUAACGCAGUAUAAAUUUAAAGAAUAUAUGGUUAUCUUAUAAAUCCAAAAUUUCUUAUGGAAUUGAAAGGCUCGAAAGUUUUACUAUAAUUUAUGUAUAUGGCGAAGAAGCUUAAAAGUAAUAAAUAAUAAGCUUUUAUAUUUAAUAAAUAUAAAAAAACGUAACGGAUUUCCAGAUCCAAAAUUGAAUAAUUUAAAUGUAUUUAAAAAGAGACAACAAUUAACUUACCUUGUUCUGUAAGAUCCAUAUCAUAUUGCGAUAAAAAAUAAUUCAAACACACAUAUACGUUCCUUUUUAAAUGAGAUUACCAUAUGACAAUGACUUUGUUAAUUACGCAGUUUUUGAUACUAUAUUCAUACUUGUGUAUGUUAAGCAUUUAAGUUAAGAUAGUUAGCAUCUUAUUCCUAUUAUACUUAUAGCUAUCAAUAGUUCAAUAUCAUAAUUCUUAUUUGGCAUAAUUUUAAAAUUGACUUUAGGCAAGCUAAAUUACGAUUCAGACCACUGUUUGGUGGUGCGUCAUAUGCGGGUUCCAACAAAUAAUAUCUACAAAAGUGAAACUUUUUUUCCGCACUUGUCGCUGUUUUGACAUACGUAUUUUAAGAGUAUUAUUUCAAUUUUUUUUGCGGGCAUUUGAAUCCGGGUCCUUAUUAUUAUACUAUUAUGCUAUUUUAUACUCACGGCGUUUCGUUUUAUGCAUGUUUCAUGUGACUACAAAUAUAUUUGUGGUUUUUUUACAGGUGCCCUGCGUCCCACUCAUACCGUGCCUGAGCAUCGUUCUCAACCUGUACCUAAUGAUGGAGCUGAAUUAUAAGACGUGGAUAAGGUUCGGCAUGGGGAUUAUAUUCGGUCGGUACCUAAUAUUACGUACUAUCAUACAUAUUAUAUAAUCACGAGAUGAAAACAUCGUCCAUUUUUCAAAGACGUAAAAACAAUCGGGUUUUUUUUUUUUUUUACCAUCUAGGUGAACUCUUUUUUGACAAAAUCCGAAAUGCUUUCGUUUGUAAUUCUAGUAUCCAAUUCGGUUGUAUUUUACGCCAGUAUAAUAUUAUUAUACGUUUUAGGUCCACGCACAAUUAUAAAAUUUGUUUUUUCGUUACUCUAACCUGUUUAACGGGGAAGAUUAUUGGGUAAAUACGGAGAUAUAUCUUCAUAAAUAUCCCUUGAUAUCAUUUUACAAUCCAUUAUUUAUUAUAUUAUGAGCGUACAUUUUUAUAAAUUAAAAUUGCUUUACUUUUAGUCGGGAAAAUCUAUUUAAUUAUUAAAUUAGUAUUAUAAAAAUCACGAACGUAUACAAUUGCUUGUUUAGAAUGAAACCUAUACAAAUCACUUUAAUAUAAAGUAAGAUCAGUACCUAAAUAUAGUAAAUAAACUAAUAACAAUUAUGAAUUGAGUUCCUAGUAUAUUGAUUUCGAGUUUUUCAAGAUUUAAAGUUUAAGGUUAUUUGUAUUUAAUAUUAUUAUUAUGGUAUAUUUAUCAUAUCAUCACUAUAAUAGAAUAAUAAAAAAAUGUUUAGCCAUUUGGCAGUAAAGAGACAUAAGGGUUAUGUACAGCUAUUGUGGACCCUUGUACCUAUUUACUUCUAAUAUGUUAUGACAUUUGCAUUUGAAGACUAUUAGUGGGAUCUAGUAUACUUAGUACCUGUAUACUUUUGAUACUAGAUUGAAGCACAUGACGAAUGAUAUUUUUUUUUUAAAAUGGAAUAUUUUUAGUUCAGGUGUGCUCUUAACUCAGAUUUUAAAAAAAUAUCGUUUAUACCCCUUGUGUUCUAGGUGCCUUAAUUAAUAUUAUACCUAUAGUUAUUUGAUUAUAAUGAUAAUUUUAUAAUUUUAGAGCAAAUUGAAUAUUAUAAAUUCUUUGCAAAAAUAUCAAAUAUGUAUGUAAUCAAAAAAUUAACCAUAAAUGAUUUUUCCAGGAAUAUUCAUAUAUGUAAUGUAUGGAGCUCAACACAGUUUAGAGGGUAGGAAACAACGAGCGUUGAAAGUGGAAGACAGAAAAACGCCAGAAAUCUCAAGUUAA